Messenger RNA from Procambarus clarkii (red swamp crayfish), 2009 nucleotides. RefSeq lists its product as uncharacterized. The record is from RefSeq and is a predicted model, not a curated record. Gene Ontology annotation, molecular function: DNA-binding transcription factor activity, RNA polymerase II-specific; RNA polymerase II cis-regulatory region sequence-specific DNA binding; protein dimerization activity. NCBI's taxonomy places the organism in Eukaryota, Metazoa, Arthropoda, Malacostraca, Decapoda, Cambaridae. Gene Ontology annotation, cellular component: nucleus. Gene Ontology annotation, biological process: regulation of transcription by RNA polymerase II; mesoderm formation.
CCCAACUCACACCUGCAGCCGUACUGCCACCACCACCACGCGCCACACAGGUGAGGGCGGAGGUCAGUCCUGCCAGCCGGGUCAUCAUGCCCAAGUUCCAAAAGUUCGUCAAGUCAUCGGGAGGAGGAGGAGGAGGAGGAGGUGGACCGUCGACGCGUGACUCUCCCCUCGUUCCUCACAAGACCCGUCCUGUCACUCGCAUUAUCUCCUCCGCCACCACCACCACCACUCCCUCCUCCAGAACCACCAACAGCACCACUAGAACUAACUCCAGCACCAUUAAAGCUAACACCAGCAACUCUAGUAACUCCAGCAGCACCACCAGCAGCAGAACUGUGGUAAAAGUAUCCACUUCGGUGACGGGGAGUAAGAGUAACAGCAGUAGUGGCUGUAACACCAACAAUGGCAGCUGCAGCAGCGGAGUCGGGGAUGUCAUUAACAAAGUACCUGGGGGUCUGAUCCUGCCGGAGAACGCUGUUGAGGUGCACUUCUUCCCAGAUUCUGAGAGCAAUAUCACUCGUAUCCCUGGGCGAGGCGACAUCAUCCACCUGCGACACCACGGGCGCGUCAUCUCCCUCCCCGUCGUGUCCUCAGACACCGAGAAAGCAGACGCCACGAGCCAGGGCCUUUCUUACUCCUACAAAAACACCGCUCCGCAAGAGGCCCCCGUAGACUUCAGCCCCGGGGGGCCUCGCGGAGAUCCGAUACUAACCAGGACUGCCCCUGUCGCGCCGCCCUCGCCCACAGGAAACAUGUCGGUGGAUUCUGGUGUUCUGGAUGUCUCUGGUGGCAGCAGUAGUGAGAGUCUGGGCCUGCCGCCUUCUGAACUCUUCCGCAGCGACGACACCAUUGGCAGUAGCGACAUGGGCCCCAUCACCGCUGCCAAGUUGCCCAGCAUCGAGAGCGCCUUCAGUAGAGUUGGGGAGGCAUUCCGAGGACCCGAUCCCCUCACUUCGCUCCCCUCUGAUCCUCCUGCAGCGCACUCCUUCGACCCCCCGCCUUCCUACACCACACUCAGAACGGUGACGUCAUCAGUGUACACCCCGUCGUACCCCGGGCCGCCACCCACCACCCAACCUUCGCCACCCAACAGCAUACCCUACACCCACGAGUCGCUCUACGUGGACAGCGUCAGCGGACUGGGGCCCUACCAGCCAAUCAGCCCGCCUACGUCACUCAUGUCAUCCACAGACUCCGCCCACAGCCACAUCAUGCCGGCCUUACAUAAUUACUCACCCGAGUACGGCCUCAGGUACGCGGAGCAGAGUAGUGUGGGCGUGAGUGUGGGCGGGGGCAGCGGGGCUCUAUCACUAGGCUACCCCCACACCAGCAUGGCGGGCUGCUCCUUGGGGCGCGCUCUUCCCAGGCCUCACCUCCCUGUGGUCACCACGGCUUGUACAGGUAUGAACACUCUUCUUGGAGAGGAUCUGCAGCCUCGUUCAGGCCCAGGGUCGAGGGGCGGCAGGGGACGUUCGCAGCGGGUCCACGAGAAGCUCUCCAGAGAAGGUGUGUCUUCCGCAGAUUACAAGAAGUCAGCGUGUGACCGAGAGAGGACCAGGAUGAGGGACAUGAACAAUGCCUUCGACCUGCUGAGAGAGCGGCUGCCCUUCUGCAAGCCUCCGGGCAAGAAGUGUUCCAAGAUGGACAGUCUGAGCGGACGAGACCGCUUUCCCUCCAAGCUGGAGACGCUGAGGUUGGCCAUCCGUUACAUCCGACAUCUAGUUAACACACUCUCCGUGCCAAUUGACACAAUCUACCCAAAUUUUGACCCUCCGCCCUACAAUGUGACUUCUGUGCCGCCAAAUCUCCGCCUCCAGCACCGCAUAUACUCCCCGCAGUCUGUUGCCACUAGCAGCCACUCCUCCACACUGGCCAUCUACUCCUCAGGGCACGGUCUGGAAGGACUGGAGUAUCCCUACAUGCCACAAGCACUUGGCCCCACUCUCUCCCAUGACUACCUGAGGGACUCCUUCUGGCCGUCUGAAACUCUUUCUGAAUACCAGUACUGA